This is a messenger RNA of Erpetoichthys calabaricus (reedfish), 2301 nucleotides long. RefSeq names its product 24-hydroxycholesterol 7-alpha-hydroxylase (gene cyp39a1). The coding region runs from base 50 to 1447 and encodes 465 amino acids. Gene Ontology annotation, molecular function: steroid hydroxylase activity; heme binding; oxidoreductase activity, acting on paired donors, with incorporation or reduction of molecular oxygen. The record is from RefSeq and is a predicted model, not a curated record. Lineage: Eukaryota; Metazoa; Chordata; Cladistia; Polypteriformes; Polypteridae. Gene Ontology annotation, biological process: cholesterol homeostasis; bile acid biosynthetic process. The transcript is spliced from 12 exons.
CUAAACGCGCUCACAUUACACCGGGGUUAUAUUGAAUUUUGUAUGCACGAUGGUUCCUGCAGUGCUAUGCUUAAUUGCAGUAUUAGUACUUUCAUUCUGCUUAUUUUACACAAAGAACAAACAACAUAAUUACCCUCCUUGCAUCAGAGGCUGGUUGCCCUGGUUCGGAGUUGCCUUCCAAUUUGGCAGGGCUCCUUUGGACUUUGUGGAAAAAGCCCGAGCCAAGUAUGGACCUGUAUUUACAGUACUGGCUGCUGGGAAAAGACUUACAUUCAUAACACUACAUGAAGACUUUAAUACCUUUUUUACAUCUAAAGAUGUGGACUUCCAGCAAGCAGUUCAAGAUCCAGUCAGACAUACAGCCUCCAUAGAAAAAGACAGCUUCAACAAGAAUCACCAUAUGUGUCAUGCUUUCAUAAAGGAGAGGUUAACUCGGUCCAACUUAUCUGUCUUCUUUGCUGACCUUUGUGAUGAGUUUAAUAAUCAGCUGAAACUUAUGAAACAAGAGGGAUCUGAUGAUCUUGCUGAUAUUGUCAGAUGUCUUAUGUAUCCUGCUGUUAUGAGCAACCUACUGGGUAAAGAGUGCUGUCCAAAUUGUCAGACUGAAAAAGAAGAGUUUAAAAAACACUUCCUAGUGUAUGAUGAAGGCUUUGAGUAUGGAACACAGCUUCCAGAAUUUUUUUUACGAGAAUGGGCUAAUUCAAAGACCUGGCUUCUCACUUUCAUGGAAAACAUUAUAUUUCAAGCUCAGAAAAAUAAACCAUCUAAGGCUGAUGCAAAGACAUUGCUACACCACCUUAUGCUGAAUAUUACGGAUAAAUUUGUCUCAAAUUAUGGGCUCCUCAUGGUCUGGGCUUCAUUAGCAAAUGCUAUACCUAUUACAUUUUGGACGCUUGGAUUUAUUCUCUCAGAGCCUUCAGUGUACAAGACAGCAAUGCAAGAGAUAACAUCAGUGUUUGCAUGUAAAGAUACAACUAACAUCACAGUCACAGAAUCUGACCUUGGAAGCCUUACUUACAUAAAAUGCUGCAUGCUGGAAUCGAUUCGCCUAAGGUCACCAGGUGCCAUAACCAGAAAAGUGGUGCAGCCUCUCAGAAUUCAGAAUUACAUUAUCCCUCCUGGAGACCUACUGAUGCUAUCACCAUUUUGGGCUCACAGGAAUCCAAAACUUUUUCCAGACCCAGAAAAAUUUAUACCUGAACGCUGGAAACAUUCGGAUUUAGAAAAGAAUGUCUUCCUUGAAGGCUUCGUGGCAUUUGGCGGAGGCAGAUACCAAUGCCCAGGAAGAUGGUAUGCCUUAAUGGAGAUCCAGAUGUUUGUUUCUCUAACCCUAUAUAAGUAUGAAUUCACACUUUUGGAUGCACUACCAAAACCUAGUCUUCAUCAUUUAGUGGGAACCCAACAGCCUGAGGGACCUUGCAGAGUUCAUUACAAACAGAUAAAGUAGCACAUGGAAAAAAUCCUGUGGAUUGACUUAUAGUGUCUAUGUUUCUGUAAAAAUUGUGUCAGAAAUUUGUUCUAUCUAGAGCAUGGGUGUCCAACUCUGGUCCUUGUGGGCCACAGUGGCUCCAGGUUUUCAUUCUAACCAUCUUCUUAAUUAGUGAGCCGUUUUUGCUGCUGUUUAACUUGUUUUGCCUUAGUUUUAAUUGACGUGACUCAGACAUUGCCUUAGUUGUUUGUUUUUUUCUUAAUGAGCAGCCAAAAAAUAAUCAGACACAAAACAAGUUGCCACAUGAACAGCUCACCUGAAAAUAAAGAAAGGUGAAGGUCUCUAUCAUGUUGGUUUGCUCAGGUCACCAAAACAUCUUGAUGGUGGUCUCAAAAAAAGCAGAAAAUCAACAGUCUGCUGUGGCAGAAUGAGAGCAGCAACAAGUCCUGACAUUCAGUGAAGGCUUUCAUUAACAGCAACAAUUGGCUUCUCAUUAAGAAACUGGUUGGAGUGAAAUUGGCUAGAAUUUGACAUUCCAAUUUAGCUGGUCAUCUGUUGGCUCGUUUCACAUCUCAUUUCUGUUUGGCUGCCAUUUAACGAAGAAAGAUAAAUUUUAAGGACGGAAUCCUUAAAAACAAGACCAUUAAAAUGAAGGGAAAGGAGUUAAUUAGCAAUGAAAACUGCUCGCUGAUUAGGAAAAGGGUUAGAAUAAAAGAGCAUAGCCACUGUGGCCCACCAAGGCCAGAAUUGGACACUCCUGGCCUAGAGCAUUGGCUCUGCUUCCAUUUUUUUAAAAAGAGCACAUGCCUCCAUCAAUGAAUUCAUAUGUAAGUUCAGUAUAAAAAAUAAUGUUUAUUAAUGUAUUAAACUAC